CCUCUUCCUGUUGCCCCCUUCUACAAUGAGCUCGAAAGAGAAAUGGAGAACAAUGAGAAAUCAGAUUCUGUAAACCAACGUCCUUUGCUGUGGAUGAUAUCAGCUUUCUUCGAUGACAUCUCACAUUAAGAGGCGUGGAUUAAGGAGAUUAAAGAGCGAGAAAUAUGUCUGAAUUCCUGAAUCAGCAGGCCAUGAAAGUCGUCUCCAAAAGUUCAGAAAAUGAAGACAGACAGAUAGCGCCUGACAUGAUGAAGAGUCUGGAGAAAAGGGGAUCAGUCCUGGUACCUGCUUCACAGAUGGAGAAGAUCAAUGAAUUCUUCCACAUCUGUGACAGUGAGGACAAGGGUUACAUUACACCCAGUGAUAUGAGGAGGUUGAACAAAGAAAUACCACUCUCUGCAGAAGAACUGGAGAAAGUCUUUGACUCAUUAGACUUGGACAAAAAUGGGUACCUUACUCUAGAAGAGUUCUCCACUGGAUUCAGUAAAUUUCUGCAAAGACGUAGAAUGAGUCAGGCAGAGGAACAGCUCAUGGGUCUCUCACAAGACUCUCCGGAAACUCUAUACCAGAAUGAACCACAGGUUUAUGAGGAAGAAAGACACUUCGGCACACUGAUGGAAAGCCUAGGCGCUAGCAAUAUCUUUGAAGAUCCUGGUGAAGUGCGCACUCUGUGGACUCAACUAAAAAAAGAUGAGCCUCAUCUCCUGUACAACUUUGAAGAUUUCCUGACUCGAGUCAUAUCCCAGAUCAGAGUGGCCCAACAAGAGAAGAGUGAGAUGGAAAGUGCCUUGAAAAAGAAAGCUGCAACAUACAACGGUGAAAUCCAGCAGUUAUACGAGGAAAUGGAGCAACAGAUAGAAAACGAGAAAGAUCGAUUGAGUCACAAGACCUUCAGUAGUCAGGAUCUCCAACAGCAGUUGCGAAGCAAAGAGCAAGAACUUGAGCAGCUUUUCCUCAAACAGAAAAGGUUGGAGCAACAGUGUCAAGAACUGCAUAGUGAACACCAGGAGAGUCAGGUGGAGAACAUAAAACUGAAAAUGACCAAUCAGGAGCUCUCACGUGAACUGGAACACUCCUGUCAUGAACUGUCAUUGGCUCAGGAGCAACUGGCCAAACUGCAGGAGCAAAGCUCGAGACAGCAGCAAGAAAAAGAAAUGGAGGUGUACAGAAUCAUGGAGAGACUGCAGGGAGAGAAGCAAACCCUAAUUAAUCAAUUAGACCUGCUCAGAGAAAUGAAUAAACAGUUAAGAGAUGAAAAAGACUCUUUGAAAUGCAGCAAUUUGUUAAACAAAGCCACCCUUGAACCGGGACCAGCUUCAACCUUAAUCGUUCAUUCUGACAGAAAGCAGGCUACAGAAAGCGAGACUGGUGCAAAAGUGACUCAGCACCCUAACAGGAAGACCUCAUCUUGUAGCUCGAGCCCACGCCCUGCCUCUGGAGAUGAUGGAAUGAUGAGAAUGGCCAAGCAUACUGCAAGUGCAGAUGGGGACUCCGUGACUGAGAACCCUGACCCCAGUGCAAUGGAUUCAAUAUCAUUCCACAGGGUUAUCUCCAUCGAGGAGGACCACCUCCCACACUUGCUCGAUGGAGAACCCUAUCCUCUCUUCCAUCAGAUGAAUGAGGAAGAAGGAGGAGCCCAGAUUGAUCUGCAGAUGAGCCCUGUGUGUCCCUCAAACAUGUUCCUUGCCCCUGUGACCAGGGACCAGCCAGUAGGCAAGGAGGAUUUGCAGACGGGUCCGGUGGAGAAUUUGGUGUCCAUCCCACAGCGCCUCUUUAAAGUCAUUCUCGUGGGCAAUUCAAAUGUGGGUAAAACUGCUUUACUGCACCGUUUCUGUGAUGGUUAUUUCCACAUGGACACUACAGCCACUGUGGGUAUUGACUUCAGUGUGCGGACUCUGAAUCUGGGGGACACUCCUGUGGUUCUACAGUUGUGGGACACUGCAGGACAAGAGCGAUUUCGAAGCAUCACCAAGCACUUCUUCCGCAAGGCUGAUGGCAUAGUGGUGACUUAUGACAUCUCUCUACGUGACAGCUUUAAGUCUGUGCGCUCCUGGUUGGUGAGCAUACAGGAUACAGUCGAAGGCUCAGUUCCCAUAAUGCUUCUGGGCAACAAAUCAGACAGGGAGAGUGUGAGACAGGUGGCAACUUGGGAAGGGGAAAAGCUUGCUAAGGAGGCACAUUUGUUGUUCUACGAGUGCAGUGCUUAUACAGGCGACAAUGUGCUCGAGGCCAUGGUACACCUAGCCAGAUCACUGAAGGAGCAGGAGGACAGAGUUUGGGAGAACACAGUGCGGCUGGUGGAUCAGCCUGGGAAGAAGAAAACCUGCUGCGUGUGACCCCCCCCAACACACACACACACACACACACACACACACACACACACACACACACACACACACACA
Molecule: messenger RNA, 2402 nt
Organism: Neoarius graeffei (lesser salmon catfish)
Lineage: Eukaryota; Metazoa; Chordata; Actinopteri; Siluriformes; Ariidae
Gene: cracr2ab
Product: calcium release activated channel regulator 2Ab
Exons: 17
Coding region: 165-2336 (723 amino acids)
Molecular function (GO): calcium ion binding; GTPase activity; GTP binding
Source: RefSeq, a predicted model, not a curated record